Molecule: messenger RNA, 987 nt
Organism: Kwoniella shivajii
Lineage: Eukaryota; Fungi; Basidiomycota; Tremellomycetes; Tremellales; Cryptococcaceae
Exons: 6
Coding region: 1-987 (328 amino acids)
Cellular component (GO): cytoplasm
Molecular function (GO): glutathione transferase activity
Source: RefSeq, a predicted model, not a curated record
AUGUCAGAGGAAAAGCAAGAAAUCACUUCUUGGGCUAGCAAGAGUGGAGAUUUCAAACGACAAGUCAGUUCUUUCAGAGAUGUCAUUGAACCCAAUGGUAAAUUCCCUCCUGAGAAAGGGAGAUAUCACCUCUACGUCAGUUUGGCGUGUCCUUGGGCACAUCGAGCGCUGAUCGUGAGGCAGCUGAAGGGGUUGGAGGAAUUUAUUGACGUCUCAGUGGUACACCCUCAUAUGCUUGAAAAAGGUUGGCAUUUCGCAACAUCAUCCGAAAAUCCAUCACCUCAAUCUGAACAUUCAGAUGAUACGUUCCCCAACGCCACGAAAGAUAAUGUGUUUGGAUUCUCACAUUUACGUGAACUGUAUUUCAAAGUUAAUCCGGAAUACGAUGCAAGAUGUACAGUUCCAGUUAUAUGGGACAAGAAAACUAAUUCAUUAGUGAACAAUGAAUCUUCGGAGAUCAUCAGAUUCCUCAACACGGCAUUCAAUAAUGAGAUUAAAGGAGAAAAGAAAGAAUUAGAUUUGUAUCCUGAAAAUCUGAGAAAAGAAAUCGACGAAUUGAAUGAAUGGGUUUACAACGAUAUUAAUAAUGGUGUAUACAAAUCUGGUUUCGCAACUACUCAAGAAGCUUAUGAGAAAGCUGUCAAACCUCUAUCGGAAGGUUUGACUAGAAUCGAAAAGAUUUUGAGCGAUGGAAGGGAGUUCUUGAUCGGAGGUCAAUUGACCGAAGCUGAUAUAAGACUUUACACCACUAUCAUUCGAUAUGAUCCUGUCUAUUAUGUCCAUUUCAAGUGUAACUUUGGCUUGAUCCGACGCGAUUUCCCUUACCUUCACAAAUGGCUUCAAAGAUUAUACUGGAACAAUCCAUCGUUCAAAGACACGACCGACUUUGAGCACAUCAAGGAACAUUAUUACUAUUCCCACAAACACAUCAAUCCUUUCAGAAUCGUCCCAUACGGUCCCAACGUUGAUAUCGAGCCUCUCAAGUGA